CAGUAGCAGAUCACAUCAUCAUCCAGUGUAGUGACUAAGAAAAUACAUCGAAUUUUCAAAAAUGUUCAAAUCUCUGAUUGUUAUUGCUUGCGCCUUUGCGGUUGCUUCUUCCGGUAACGUAAAGAGGCGAGUAGUCGUCGAAGAUAGCAAACCAGCCGCCGGUGGACAUUACCAGUCAAUUUCUCUUGAUGAUGGAGGACAUGGUGGUUACGGAGGUGGUGGUGGUGGAAAAGGAUUUUCCGCUGGAAGUGGAUUAAAAACCAUUGCCCAAGGAGCUUCUGAACAAGCCAACAAUGCCGUUAUCAACCAACACGCCGCCGCUAAACAAGCCGCUUUUGCAGCUAAGAGUACUUUGGCACAAGCUGCCGCUGGAGCUGCAGCUACUGCCCAAGCAGCUUUGAUUGGCAAACACAUUUUGGUCCAAAAACUCGAAGCUGAUGUAGCUGAAGCUCACCAACAACUCCAAGCUGAAAUCGAACAAUUAAAACAAGCCCAAAGAGCCGCAGCUGCCGCCCAAGAAGCCGCCAGACAAGCCCAACAACAAGUCAACGCCAUCAAUGCCGCCCUUAACGCAGUUCAAGGAGCUUCGUCUCACGCCCAACAAGCCGCCGAAGAGUCCGCUGCCGAAUUAGGGUCCCAACAAGCUAUGGUUGGCGCUGCCAAACAACGAUUGUCUUCUUUAGGACAACAGCUCCAAGCUGCUCAAUCAGAUCUCCAAGCAACCGAAGCCGCCGCUCAACAAGCCCAAUCCGCUGCUCAAAUUGCCCAAUCUAACGCCGCCCAAGCCGCUGAAAAAGCUACCGCUGCCAGUCAAUCGCAAGGACACGGUGGAGACUACGGAGGAAUUUCCGAUGGAGGAUUCUCAUCGUCUGGAGCUGACCUCGGCGGUUACCACCACUAAACUGAUUGAUCACUUUAUAGUGAAUUGAUACGUCGUUAGAUAUGUUGUAAAUGAAUUUUUUUCUAUUUUUAUAGCAAAUAUACCUUAUUAUAAUUGUGAUAACAA
Onthophagus taurus is the source of this 1006-nucleotide messenger RNA. RefSeq names its product glycine, alanine and asparagine-rich protein-like. Lineage: Eukaryota; Metazoa; Arthropoda; Insecta; Coleoptera; Scarabaeidae. The record is from RefSeq and is a predicted model, not a curated record.